UUUUUUUUCCCCGUUAUCAAAAAACAGCCGACGAACAAGAACCCUAGAAAUUCAUCCUUCGCCUCCUCCUCUUCCAAAUUUCCCAAAUUUUGAUUCCUUAUCCAGAAAGUAAAGACGGGAUAGAAGAUUCCCAAUGUACGCUUUAUCUGUUCGUCUCGUUUAGAAUCACUCACACUCCUCUCUCUCUCUCUCUCUCCGUUUCGUAUCGUCUAGAUUUCGUUUCUCAGGGUUCUACACAGUUCCAAGCGUUCGUUCACGCAUAUCAACAAGUCUCAGGCCAAUUCAAUACUGAAGAUGUCGUCAUCACCUUUUCCAAUCUUGGACAACCGCCCAAUUGACAAGUGGAAGGUUACGGAGCUGAAGGAAGAGCUUAAGAGACGGAGACUCACUACACAAGGCUUGAAGGUUGAUUUGGUUAGGCGUCUUGAUGACGCCCUUCGUGCUGAGCAACAAGAGUCUCAGAGCCUCAAUACUGCUGCUACUGUGGCAGCGAAUCAACAGGCUGAGAUUACUAAUGCAACUGGAGGUAACGUUACACCAGAUCAGAUGCAAACCACUCCUGUUGCUCUAGCUGAAGCGGCAUUCAGCAUUGACACCACUCUAUCUGCAGCUGAGACAACUCCAGAACCAACUGUGGUUAAGUCAACAACUGAAGCAUCGGCUGCGAUUGGGACAACGCCACCUCCGGUGGUUUCUAAACCAGAGGUUAACGCUGGUGGCCUUGAUGAUGUUAGAGAAGUAGCUGGUCUUGAUAGUUCAGUGGUUGAUGAUGCGAAGCUACAAGAGCCUGAGUUUGCAGAUGUGAAAGAUGGAGUGGGAUCUGGUGUGACUGCAACUGAUGCACUAGUUGCUGAUGAGGCGUCUAAUAAGGCCCAACCUACAGAUUCGGAGCUUGAAAAAGCUGCUACGGACAACCAGGUAUCUGUUGUUACAGGGUAUGAGGUAAAAUCUGAUUGUAUUUCUACUGAUUCUGUGCCAACUAAUGAAAAAAUGGAUAACGAAAUUGCUGCUGAUGAUGUCAAAUUAGAACAAAAUGUUAGUAAGUCCCAAGAGCCAUCAACAGUCAUUGGUGAAUCGCAUCCAAUGGAUGUCGAGAAGGUUUCUGUUGGAGGUGGAGUUGUCAGUGAUGCUGCUAAUGCAGCAGAUAUGACCAAAGGAAAUAAUAAUAAUAUCGAUGCAGGCGACUCAGAGAAGUUGAAUUUAGAUAGAAGUUCUGGUGAUGAAUCUAUGGAGGAUGAGCCUGAGUCCAAGCAAACCGAAUCAGUUACAUCUCAUGAAGUGGUGGAUAAGUCUGAGAAAAACGAUAUUGUGGAUGCUGGGAAAGUGGAAACCCCUGAAAACAAAAGCCAUCCACUUGUGGUAUCUGACAAGAGAAAGCUUCCUGGUAAUGAUCAAGAAGCUGUUGGAAACAAUGAGCCUGUGAAAAGGCAACGCAGAUGGAACUCUGGGAGUGUUAAAGUUCCUGAAGAACAGGCCACUAAUAGCGUGGCGGCACCCACUACAACACCGAGGUCAACUGGUCUGAAGCGUGACUUCUCCCGUUCUGACUCUUCGGUUAGUGAGGAUGGACCCAAGGAACGUGUGGUUCCUCCAUCGUCGAAGGAGCCUACGGAUUCCCUGAGGAUUGAUCGUUUCCUUAGGCCGUUCACACUGAAAGCUGUUCAAGAGCUUCUGGGCAAAACUGGAAACGUCACUAGUUUCUGGAUGGACAGCAUUAAGACCCACUGCUAUGUAUCUUAUUCUUCAGUUGAAGAAGCGGCAGCAACAAGAGAAGCAGUGUAUAACCUCCAGUGGCCUACCAACGGAGGCCGCCUUCUGACAGCUGAAUUUGUUGGAUCAGAAGAAGUGAAGGCGAAACUGGAACCUCCUCCUCCUCCUCAGGCUAAGCCUCAGCCACAGGCUCAGGCUCCUUCUCGCCCACCAGCAACUACUUUGCCACCACCACCGCCUUUGGCAAAAGCACCUCCAGUCAUUGAACGUCUUCCUCCGCCACCUCCUCUAAUUGCUGAGGAACAAGAGGCUCCCAUAGUCACACUGGAUGAUCUUUUCAAGAAGACAAAAGCUAUCCCCAGGAUAUAUUACUUGCCCUUGUCAGAUGACCAAGUUGCAGCUAAACUUGCGGCUAAUAACAACAAGUGAUCUUGGUUGCUUCUUGUUGUGAUUUCAUGUCAUUGUUUUCGUAGCAGGCUUCUUAGGGAAUUUAGCUCUCAGUGCGGACAAAAGUUGAGGACUUGGUUUGGCUAUUAUCUAGUGUUAGAAAGCAGGAGAAGACUUUAUGUUUUUUUUACUUGACUUUUGCUUGGAACUUAUUGUGCUGGACCCUCUUUGCUCUCCA
This is a messenger RNA of Brassica oleracea var. oleracea, 2335 nucleotides long. Its product is annotated as apoptotic chromatin condensation inducer in the nucleus-like. Bases 295 to 2139 code for a protein of 614 amino acids. Gene Ontology annotation, molecular function: nucleic acid binding. The transcript has 6 exons. The record is from RefSeq and is a predicted model, not a curated record. NCBI's taxonomy places the organism in Eukaryota, Viridiplantae, Streptophyta, Magnoliopsida, Brassicales, Brassicaceae.